ACGGCUCCUGGGAAGUGCGGGGGGCUGGGAGCGCAGCAGGCCUAGCCGUGUCGCCUGCUGCCAUUGGAGGAGCGCUCCCACUCCCAAGAGGCCACGCGUAGGCGGGGCGCUUCAUGCGGAAGUCAGCGGCGUCCGGUCCCAGCCUCCUCUGGGAGCGGGCAGUUGGCGACCCUGCACUGACCCGCGCCCCUCCGUCCCGAGCCCGCGCGCCCUCAGAGGGUGCCCGGACAGACUGAAGCCAUGGCGAUUCUUUUUGCUGUUGUUGCCAGGGGGACCACUAUCCUUGCCAAACAUGCUUGGUGUGGAGGAAACUUCCUGGAGGUGACAGAGCAGAUUCUGGCUAAGAUACCUUCUGAAAAUAACAAACUAACGUACUCACAUGGCAAUUAUUUGUUUCAUUACAUCUGCCAAGACAGGAUUGUAUAUCUUUGUAUCACUGAUGAUGAUUUUGAACGUUCCCGAGCCUUUAAUUUUCUGAAUGAGAUAAAGAAGAGGUUCCAGACUACUUAUGGUUCAAGAGCACAGACAGCACUUCCAUAUGCCAUGAAUAGCGAGUUCUCAAGUGUCUUAGCUGCACAGCUGAAGCAUCACUCUGAGAAUAAGGGCCUAGACAAAGUGAUGGAGACUCAAGCCCAAGUGGAUGAACUGAAAGGAAUCAUGGUCAGAAACAUAGAUCUGGUAGCUCAGCGAGGAGAAAGAUUGGAAUUAUUGAUUGACAAAACAGAAAAUCUUGUGGAUUCUUCUGUCACCUUCAAAACUACCAGCAGAAAUCUUGCUCGAGCCAUGUGUAUGAAGAACCUCAAGCUCACUAUUAUCAUCAUCAUCGUAUCAAUUGUGUUCAUCUAUAUCAUUGUUUCACCUCUCUGUGGUGGAUUUACAUGGCCAAGCUGUGUGAAGAAAUAGGAAAGAAAAAGUUAUCAUUAACCAAGGAUAUGAGAGAACAAGGAGUUAAAAGCAAUCCAUGUGACUCAAGCCUUUCACAUACUGACAGAUGGUAUCUGCCAGUCUCUUCAACCCUCUUCUCACUUUUUAAAAUCUUGUUCCAUGCCUCCAGGUUUAUCUUUGUCUUAUCUACCAGUUUAUUCCUGUGAACUUCAGAUUGAACCAUUCAUUGCAGCAGUAGCCUUAAAAAGGCUUUUGUUUAUUUCUUUGGUUUGUUAACUAGUGUCAUCUAUUUAGAGAAACAUUUUUGUUUUUAAUUGCACAAAGCUGUCGCCGCUAGUGUUAUGAGCUAUCUACUAAAACUAUGGAGAAACUUUGUAUGUGCACACAAAAGUAUUCAAGAGACAGUAUUGCUAACAUCUCAUCUUAAUGUCUUUUGUUAUUGAGAAGUUUUAGGUGCUUCAAAACAAUAUAAAUGGAUAAUAGUUGUUAUUUGGGGAAUUGUAAUGAUGUUGGUGCUGCUUCCUUCUAAGAGCUCAGACAAGUAAAGUAUGAAACAUUCUUAUUUCAGUUAGAUGGGGAACAUUUUGCACACAGAAUUAUCCUUGUCCUCCUAAUAUUGACUUUCAGGAAUAAAGUUCAGUGUGCUGAUCAUUCACAAUACAGUGGAUAGCUUGAUAUCUUCUGUUUUCCCAUUGCAGUUGAUUUGAGAAGAUGAAGGUUUAAAUAUUGUUGAAAGUUGCAGUUUUUUAAAUGUGUUCCUUUUUCUUCUGUGAAUAUUUAGGGCAAUCGUGUCGCUAAUAGAAUAUGUAGUAGAGGGGAUGGGGAGGUAAAUUCCUCUGACUUGCCAAAGAAAAAGAAGGGAACCACAGUGGAUAUGCUAGCAUUUUAGCUGUGUAAACGGAGGUAGUGUGGGAAAAGUGUUUCCAUUCUGGGAAAAGCCCAAACCGAAUACGGUCAGCAGUCAACUCCAGGGUUUGGGCUUGACUCCUGUUGAAUAAUAGUUUGAGCAUUCUUUGUGGUUAAAUAAAUUCUUAAAUCUGCCUAGUUUUGAUGAAUUCUUUUGUGAAACUCAAAAGAGAAUAGACAGUAUGACAUAUAGAAUUAAUACAAAACAGUUUAACAACCAUUUAACUGCAGUGUAAGAAAAUUGGACUGUAAUCAUAUCGCUACUGGCAUCUGUUAUCUAGUAUGCAUUUCUGGUGUGUAUCUGAAAGGAAGAUAUUUUCUACCCUAGAUCCAAUUGCAUUUAUUUAUCAAUAAGUGCCAUUAAAUUGAAAUUAUAUUACAUUUUACACUUUCUCAAUGAAUGAACAAAUUAGUCUGUAGAAUCUAGCCACCUGUUUAGCCUAGUCAUGUGCCUUGAACAUAUAUGUGUCCCAUAAUCUGGCUCAUGGUACCUGUUCUUCUAUCCAAACCUUUCAAUUCAUGCUACCUGAUUCAUUUAUUUGACAUAGAUCUUAGGCCCACUUGAACUCUUUUCUUGUUUAUCUAGCAUAGCACAAACGUUUUUCCAGUCUUCUUUAUCAACACUAAUGCCUCUUAAUUGCAUCAGUAUUUCCUAUUGGAAAAUACAUCUGUUCCAGAAAAACAUUUGGCAUUCCUGAAUAAUUUCCAAAUGUUUUUAAUCCAAAGAAAAAGGUUUAAAGCUUAUUUCCCUUUCUUAUACACACCUGAAUAAAAUUGAUGUGCAUGUUUUAGGGAUCAAUUACCUAACUGUUCCUUGGUCUAUUUAUGUAUAAGAAUGCUUUUUAAAGCACAUGUCUCAUUUUAAAUGAUGCACAAACUGAAGACGUUAAUAAAAUUUAAGAGUAGUACAAUGA
Gorilla gorilla gorilla (western lowland gorilla) is the source of this 2705-nucleotide messenger RNA. RefSeq names its product vesicle associated membrane protein 7 (gene VAMP7). NCBI's taxonomy places the organism in Eukaryota, Metazoa, Chordata, Mammalia, Primates, Hominidae. Gene Ontology annotation, biological process: vesicle fusion; endosome to lysosome transport; exocytosis. The transcript is spliced from 8 exons. Gene Ontology annotation, molecular function: SNARE binding; SNAP receptor activity. The coding region runs from base 241 to 903 and encodes 220 amino acids. The record is from RefSeq and is a predicted model, not a curated record. Gene Ontology annotation, cellular component: SNARE complex; membrane.